This is a messenger RNA of Belonocnema kinseyi, 360 nucleotides long. RefSeq lists its product as uncharacterized. The transcript has 4 exons. The coding region runs from base 1 to 360 and encodes 119 amino acids. The record is from RefSeq and is a predicted model, not a curated record. NCBI's taxonomy places the organism in Eukaryota, Metazoa, Arthropoda, Insecta, Hymenoptera, Cynipidae.
AUGGGAGCUACAACGAUUGUACCUAAAAUAGUCGGUGAAAGUAAUUUUCCUUGUGAUAGGUUCUCUCGGAGGUACCAGCCGACAAGAACGUCACAGCCAAGGAGAAUGAAAGAAAGUAGUGUUACAUUCGAGCCGAGAAAAUCGGUUACCUCGCUCGACUUCACUUGGCCCCCAAAAGGUUUUUCGAUAUGUCCUAUUCGGUCGAGAAGAAAGUCUCAAUGGAGAUCGGGAUGGAUGGAAUACCAGCAACGCCUUCAGAAAAACGAUAAAUAUAGGUCAAGAUCUGUUUGCAUUUUCCCGAGUCCCAUGAAAAGAAAUAUCUAUCACAACCGAUUACACCUGUCGCAUGAUUCUGCAUAG